AUGAAAUACGUCGCUCUCGCUCUCGCCUUCGCCUGGCACGGCCUCAUAACGCACCGAACAGUCCACAAAUCGGAGCCCAAUAGUCGCGUCCCCUUUCCCAUGCGAGCCAUGUCCUUCUUAAACAGCGACAGACCAGAUGUCUCUGCUACACCCACUGGGCCAGCCACGGACGGCGCCAGCUCUAGUGAUGACAGGCUGCGAACAAACCUGAACCCGUACCCUGGUCUUACACUGCCGCCAGUCGAGAUGACGACGCCUACUUCCGCAUUGAGACGAGGAUUGAAGCCACUGCUGCAGGCUGAGGUUGACCGCCCCAAGACCAAGACCUUCUUUUGUGAAAAUCUACGGCACGGUCCCCAUCUCUUUAUGGCAAAGGCUGAUGAAGGCUGA
Messenger RNA from Thyridium curvatum, 390 nucleotides. RefSeq lists its product as uncharacterized. The record is from RefSeq and is a predicted model, not a curated record. NCBI's taxonomy places the organism in Eukaryota, Fungi, Ascomycota, Sordariomycetes, Thyridiales, Thyridiaceae. The transcript has 2 exons. Bases 1 to 390 code for a protein of 129 amino acids.